This is a messenger RNA of Fundulus heteroclitus (mummichog), 1515 nucleotides long. RefSeq names its product diencephalon/mesencephalon homeobox protein 1-A-like. Gene Ontology annotation, molecular function: RNA polymerase II transcription regulatory region sequence-specific DNA binding; DNA-binding transcription factor activity, RNA polymerase II-specific. The coding region runs from base 1 to 501 and encodes 166 amino acids. The transcript has 3 exons. NCBI's taxonomy places the organism in Eukaryota, Metazoa, Chordata, Actinopteri, Cyprinodontiformes, Fundulidae. Gene Ontology annotation, biological process: regulation of transcription by RNA polymerase II. The record is from RefSeq and is a predicted model, not a curated record.
AUGGAGGAGGGAGGAGGCGGAGGGUCUGUCUGCCCAGGCCGGACGAAGCUCUCCGUCUGCAAAGGACUCAGCCCCACGUCAGACUCUCCACUAAGCUCCCCCGCCCUGCCGUCCUCCAGCAGCGUGACCAGCGGCUUGGUUCAGAGCAACUCCUACGCCUCGUCUCCCCUCAGCCUCUUCCGACUGCAGGAGCAGUUCCGGCAGCACAUGGCCGCCACCAACAACCUGGUGCAUUACCCGUCCUUUGACAUGAGCGCGCCGUCCUCCCUGCCCUACCUGGGCAUGAACGUCAACAUGCCUUCCCCACUGGGCUCGCUGCCCUGCCAGUCCUACUACCAGACCCUGUCACAAGCCCAACAGGUGUGGAACAGCCCGCUGCUGCAGGCGGCGCCGGGCGGCCUCCCGGGAAGCCUCAACAGCAAGACCACAAGCAUCGAGAACCUCCGGAUGAGGGCCAAGCAGCACGCGGCCUCUCUGGGACUGGACACGCUUCCCAACUGAAGCCUCUGGCAAGCUUUUUUUUCGGGCCCACGAUCCAAGUUUUCAUCGCGACCCCCCCCCUUCGAAACAACUUCAUGUAUCCGCAGAGAUUUCCAGCAGAAGCCCAAGAACGAAUCGGUGUUAUUACAAGAAAAAAAAACAACAACUUUCAAAGCUUUUCAAAAAACAAACAAACACACAGACUGUGCUUAAGUAAGCACUUCGGAGGACCUACCUCAACAUGGAUUGUCGACACACACUUUCGUUAUUAUUCUCACAGCCUUCGACCUCAAAGACAAGCGGAGAACACCAGAUAACAACCAUAAUCCCCCCCCCCCCCCGUCUUGACUGCAGUUGCGACUGAAGAGUUGACUUCAUCGGUGGAUUAAAUUAACUCUAAAAGGCCAAUAGCAUCAGUUGGUGCUAACAAUGAUUAAGUCCGGGCAAAAAAAAAAAAAAAAAAGCUCUCCCAAUGUUCUGAUAUUCUAAAAUACUCUGUAACCCUACAAGAUCCAUUGAACGUAUGCAUGCAUGAGAUCCUCUUAAGCAUUUGGCUUAUACAGCCACCGAAUACAGCUAUCAUGGGAGUAAAAAAAAAAAAAAGACUGGAUACCACAAAUAUAGGUCUAAUCACUCUCAGUGACAUCCCCGUUUGAAGGUAUUGUUCUCAGCUUGGACUAAACGGAGUGUUGUAAAUAUCCUCCAGUGCUCACCUCCAUCUGACUGUUUUCAAAGCAACCCCAAGUCAACGUUUGGGCAAAGGGUUUGCGAGAGAAAAAUAUAUACAUAUAUAUUUAUUUCCCAACUAAAGCCUCUAGCAAUGGAUCUAACCACAGAAAUGAAAUACUUGGGAAAAGAAACUGCAGCUGCCCACAUUUUUGCGCUUGCCAGUGGCUUCGGCAGAAAGUAGCACACCCUAAACCUCUGUAUUGUAUAUAUCACUGUAGAUUUAAAUACAUGUAUUUGUCAAUUGGUUAAAAUAUGAGUAAUUUAUCUGUUCAAUGCAAAAAUAAAUAAUUGUAAAUGAAGUGUUCA